Messenger RNA from Ciona intestinalis (vase tunicate), 2677 nucleotides. RefSeq lists its product as uncharacterized. Gene Ontology annotation, molecular function: JUN kinase kinase kinase activity; ATP binding; protein binding. The record is from RefSeq and is a predicted model, not a curated record. Lineage: Eukaryota; Metazoa; Chordata; Ascidiacea; Phlebobranchia; Cionidae. Gene Ontology annotation, biological process: protein phosphorylation.
UUAGAUGUGAAAAGGGAAUCAGAGAAAUGGGGAAGUACCUGAAACAGCUUAGUAAAGAAGUCGUUGGUAUAAAGGUAAUGAAUAAUUUUGAAAAAAGACACUGAAAAAUUUGUAAAUAAAGACCACUGGGAACUUUAUUAUGAGCAACCACGGGGAUACAGAUAUUUUGUCAAAGUACUUUUAUAAGGCACAUGAGUUUACUACAAGUGGGUAUCCAGGUGAUUUUAUUGGGAGUGGUGCUUAUGGAGUUGUAAUCAGAUGUGACCAUAGGAAACAUGGAGUUGUAGCUGUUAAGUGUAUGAUUACAGCAGGAAAGGACUUUGGAGAAAUGCAGAUAGAAAAAAGAAUGACUGACGAAGCCAAGAUGAUUCUUAAGUCGUCACAUGAUAAUACCAACACAAACAUAGUCAAGUUGCUUGGGAUUACAAAAUGGGAGGGUUCUGUUGGUUUGGUAAUGGAAUACAUGGCUUAUGGGAGUUUGGAAACUGUUGUUUUUAAAUAUACGGUUCCAGAGUUGUUUUGGGACGUCAGGAUGUUCAUUGUCAAUCAGUUGGUAAAUGGAAUCAACUACAUGCAUUGUCUCAAAAAACCUAUUGUACAUGGAGACUUAAAACCUGAAAAUGUGUUGCUAACUAAUGGCUUGGUGACAAAAAUAGGCGACUUUGGCGCUUCUGCCAUGGCGUCUUGUACCGGUUCUACUGUGCAAGGUAGUGCUACCAGUGGAAAUGCCAGGGGUGGUAACUAUCAGCAUACGAUUGCAUAUACCCCUCCAGAGAUGUUAAAAAAUACAUUUGUUCGUAGGAAGCCCACAAUUGAUGUAUAUUCGUUUGGCAUUAUAUUGUAUGAAAUAAUAGUGAGAGAGCGUGCUUUCCCAGCACAGGCCAUGCAUUACCGGGAUAUGUUCGAGGCAGCUAUCUGUGAAGGACAGCGGCCAGACAUGGAUUUUGUAAAAGAAAUUGGUGAAACAGUUGAACAAGAAGAUAAACUAAAAUUUGAUUUCAUGGUUUCUUUGAUGACAGAAUGCUGGGCACAACAAGCAAGCAGGCGUCCAGUUUUAAAAUCUGUUUUGGAAAAUAUUGCCAAGCUUCCAAAAUCGGCUGACUUGGAAAGCCAUAUUCAGGAGGUUGAGGGGCACUUGCAAACGGAAACAAAAGCUUUUCAAAGAAAUAUAAACCUCACUGAUUUCCAAAUCAACCAUAAUGCUGAGCAAAGUGAAUCAGGUUCAAAUUCAGACACCCCACAAAUGGGGAGUACUGAACAUAAUGAUAAUAUUGGUAGCAAUACUAACAGCUCAGGGGGCAUGCCGUCUUCAGGCAGAAACCAAGAUAGCUAUUUCAACGAAAAAGAUCAAAAGCAGACAGAGGGAACAUCAACGUUAUUUUCAGCUUUCGAAAGUACAACUGUUGAUGACACAGAAAGUGUGGGUGAUAUUCUUGAAAGACUUGCAGAAGAAGAGGAUGGGGAACAGUCUAUACAGAGAGGGAACUACCAGCAUGCAAUAGACGUGUUUCAAAAAAUGAUCUCAAACAGUAAUAACCCAAACAAGAUUUCUCUGCUACGACUUAAAAUUGCUCUCUGUCUAAAUAAGAUUGGUGAAAGGCAAAAGGGGGAUGAACAACUAUAUGCAGCACUUAAGUCAUGGUCAGGUUCUCUCUCUCAAAAUGAAAAUGAUCAAAAGCAGCAAAUUGAACAACUUAUGCGUUCUGCCGAUCAAUACCGGCACAUGGGGAGUGAUAUGAGAGCACUGAUGAUCUACCAGCAAGCUGCGGAAAAAUAUAAGAAUCUUAAAUCUCCAGAACACUCUUUAAGUGGUGUUGUAGUAUGUAUAUCAAAAAUUAAAAAGAUGUUUCGAGAAAAAAUGAGUUCUGGAAAGGCCGCCCCCGUUAUUAAGGACCUUGCUAAAUGGCUUACUCGAGUCAGUAAACCAAAUCCAAGGCUGUUGGCAAAAGGUCUGCAUGAUGUGGCAAAUUUCUUCUCCCAUGGAUCUGAAAAUGAGCUUGCUUUGACUUACUACAAAAUGGCAGUUGAUAAAAUGGAGGAACUGUUUAAGGAUAGAGCAUUUACCAUGAACCUGUAUGCUCAGUGUCUACAUAACAGGGGGGUUGUGCUUAAGUCCAUGGAAAAGUAUGAAGAAGCAGAAGAUCAUUUCGAAAGGAGUGUGAAAUUUUAUGAACAAUCCACUGAUUUUGAUUCGGAAGAAGAUAAGCAAGAAACUUUGCGACAAAGUAGAGAUAGUCUCCGCAGAGUGAGACAGCAACAAGGAAAGCCUGUCUUUUGAAAUGUUUCGUGUGUAGGAAUAAAAUUGGAUUAUUUACCCUAGUUUGGCUGGACAAUUACAGUUAUGACAUGUGUAUUCUCUUUCAUACACCAUAUGCCUGUUUGCGAGUUACCACAUUUGUAACCUGGUAUGUGAUCUUUUAGAGUUUUAACAUCUAAAACUGUGUAUACAUCUCUUCACAUCAAUUUAAUAUAUUGUGGUAUUAAAGUUAUUUGACUAUAAUUGACGCAAUCAGCUAUGUGUUUUUUGUAUUCACCCUGUUUUAACAAGCAAUUAAAUUGUUACUUCUUUGUAACCAUUGUUUAAUUAAAAAAGUUUGUGUCAGUAUAAAUAAUGCUUUUUUCCAUUUAAAUGUUAAACUUUAACGUGAUUGUUAUUAUUACAUGCUCUUAAACUUAA